Messenger RNA from Drosophila simulans, 1023 nucleotides. RefSeq lists its product as uncharacterized. The record is from RefSeq and is a predicted model, not a curated record. The transcript has 3 exons. The coding region runs from base 1 to 1023 and encodes 340 amino acids. Lineage: Eukaryota; Metazoa; Arthropoda; Insecta; Diptera; Drosophilidae.
AUGCUCCUAAACGGAGUGUGCCAAAGUCACAAGCACGCCCAGUUGCGGAAGGGAAGAAUCGGGCAACCACACCGAGUCACUCGAAUGUGGUCCAAGCCGGCCAAGCGGGACGGGAUAAAAACCCAUUACCGCAACCUGGUCUGCCUGGGGCCCGGGAUGACCCUAACCGGCAAGUCACCCGCAGAAGCUUUGUCUCUGGCCAAGACACCGCAGCCGCUAGAGCAAAAGCCCAACUCUGCUUCGAAGCGGGCAAACACCACCCUGACGCCUCCGACGGAAACGCCUAAGAGGCAGAAGCUCGAGGACGCACUACUGGAGGAAAUAGUCCUCUCCGGUUGGGAUUCUCCAAUCAAGUUUGGAGGAAUCCACUUCAGGGUGGGCCACCUGAUAGUGGACUGCCGCGACGCAACCACUGCUGAGUGGCUGCAAUCAGCAGUCGACAGCCUCAGUAAGUGGAGCGGUGUCUCCCUGGAGGUAAGGAUGGGCGACGACCUGCCAUCGUCACACAACAUCACCAACUUCUGCCCCAGGACAGGGGACAAAACAACAAAGUGGACCAUGGAAUUGAUCAAGAAACAGAAUGACUUGUACACUGAGAACUGGCGUCUCAUAUCAAGGAAGAAUGAGGGUGGUGGCUCGCUCCUCAGCCUUGGCAUUGAUGACAACUCAUGCGCCAAGAUUAUCUCUAGUGACCACAAGCCUAGCUUCAGGUUUGGAGACUCAGUUUGUGGUCUAAAGAAGGCCAAAGCGAUCAAAUCCGGCACAAGACAGGUUGAGACUCCUCAAAAUCCACCAGUCUCCGCGGAGAAUGAGAAGCCCAAUAAGCUCUUCGAAUCCAGCGAGGAUCUGGCGGAUGAUGAGGAUCUUGAUGCGACCAUCAUCGAGAUGGGGGAUCAGACCCCGUUAUCCUCCCAAGAGCUAGGCAUGGAACUAGACGUGCUGAGUAAGGAAGAAGCGAUACCGGUGGAUGGUGAUCUGGGUAUCUCCAGAUCAGCAACGCCGACGAUGAAGCCGAUCAUCUAA